Molecule: messenger RNA, 492 nt
Organism: Prunus armeniaca (apricot)
Lineage: Eukaryota; Viridiplantae; Streptophyta; Magnoliopsida; Rosales; Rosaceae
Source: the annotation of a GenBank genome assembly
AUGAAGCCCUUUUACCCCACAGGGUUUGCUCUUGGUUCAAAAGGCACUCAUGAUACAGAAAGAGCAUAUGGGCUGACCCUUUGUAGCGUUGGAGUCUCAGCCCUAGUCUGCGCAGCUUGUAUUUCUGAUGCUAUACUAACUAUAUCCUCCAACAUUGUUCAUAUAGUAAAGUUGCAAUUAUGUUGUACGAAAAUUGUCUAUAUAAGUAUUCGCACAAACAAGCAUUUCUUUGGUCCAGUAGUUGAGAACCAAACGAAGGUGUGCGUCAUGAAUCAGCAAAACACAAGCAAUCCAACGUCAUUUAUUCGGAUGAAAGUAGGUUUAUUUAGCAAUCUCGUCGUCGGAGCUGCGAAUACAACGAAAUUGGAAGCAACUGAGUGUUUGGAGCCAGUGGAAGUAUAUGAAAGGAUCCAUGCUUCGGUUCAAUGCCCUAGUGACCUUUGUACAACAUGUCUUCACAAUGAGAUUUUAUUUUUUGAAAGUCGUGGCUAA